UCAGCUGACUGUCACAUGGUCCGGUCAGCUGAUGCUAAAGCUAACCAGCCGAGCGGACGGUUCUUCUCCAGAGACUGGGCUCACGGUCGGACAGGAUGCCUUUCUCCGAGCUGUACUUUAACGUCGAUAACGGCUACCUGGAGGGGCUGGUUAGAGGAUUUAAGGCUGGAAUUCUGUCCCAGGCGGAUUAUUUGAACCUCGUUCAGUGUGAGACUCUGGAAGACCUGAAGCUCCACCUGCAGAGCACAGACUAUGGCAGCUUCCUGGCAAACGAGGCUUCUCCUCUCACCGUGUCGGUCAUCGACGACAAGCUGAAGGAGAAGAUGGUGGUGGAGUUUCGCCACAUGAGGAACCAGUCGUACGAGCCGUUGGCCAGCUUCAUGGACUUCAUCACGUACAGCUACAUGAUCGAUAACGUCAUCCUGCUGAUCACCGGCACUCUGCACCAGCGGGCCAUCUCUGAGCUGGUGCCCAAGUGUCACCCACUGGGCAGCUUUGAGCAGAUGGAGGCGGUCAACAUCGCCCAGACCCCCGCUGAGCUGUAUAACGCCAUCCUGGUGGACACACCCCUCGCUGCUUUCUUCCAGGACUGCAUAUCUGAACAGGACUUGGAUGAGAUGAACAUUGAAAUCAUUCGUAACACGCUUUACAAGGCUUAUCUGGAAGCUUUCUAUAAGUUUUGCUCCAACCUGGGAGGAACCACAGCUGACACCAUGUGUCCUAUUCUGGAGUUUGAAGCUGACAGGAGGGCCUUCAUCAUCACCAUCAACUCGUUUGGCACUGAGCUGUCCAAGGAGGACCGCGCUAAGCUCUUCCCCCACUGCGGGAAGCUCUACCCAGAAGGCCUUGCUCAGCUGGCCCGGGCAGAUGACUACGAGCAGGUCAAGGCUGUCGCAGAUUUCUAUCCUGAGUACAAGCUGCUAUUUGAAGGUGCCGGCAGCAACCCAGGAGACAAGACACUGGAGGAUCGCUUCUUUGAGCAUGAGGUGAAGCUCAACAAGCUGGCUUUCCUCAACCAGUUCCACUUUAGUGUUUUCUACGCCUACGUCAAGCUGAAGGAGCAGGAGUGCAGGAACAUCGUGUGGAUCGCAGAGUGCAUCGCCCAGCGGCACCGUGCCAAGAUCGACAACUACAUUCCCAUCUUUUAAUCGUCCCCUUCCAUCAUUUCACUCCGCCUCGCGUCUUGAACAGUGUGUCCAGUCACAGCUCGGUGUUAAAGGUUCUGUUGGUCUGAUGCUGCGUUUCCUCCAUUCUUUACCUGUAGGUGUGAACGGUUCUUGCCCUUGUUGACCAGUCAGGCUCAUUAUCGCUUUUAACUGAAUUCAGAGAAGAUGCUGCUGCUUGUUUUUGUUUUCUUCAGUGUAAUAUGUAAAACAAGUGAUUUGACUUUCAAACAUGCCCCAGUCAGACGCUCGCUGUUGUUUUAUGGUCCCAUGCUAUUUUCCACAUGUUCACGUUCUAAGACCAGGAUGUAACCCAACAGCUAAAAGUCAGAAAAGUUUAGCAAAGUAAACUCCAGCAGCCCUUUGGUGGAUUGAGGCACAUAAAACACACAGACCAGACCCAACCCAGUAAAACGACAGCUUCACCUCAUACGACCUUCAUCCUCCAGGUCAACAUAGGCAUUUCCUUCCUCUGUUCAGCAUCAGUCACCAUCAGCUUCCAGAGAAGCCCUAUUUAUUUCUGUGUUAGUGCUAUGUUUUGUGUGCGUCAGGUCAUUGCUGUGAUUUUCCCCAAAAAACAUGAAACAUUUGAUUGGUCUCAAGUAGAUUACUGAAACGAAACGACCGCGUCGGCACCGUCCCUGCUCAUGUGUGAAGUGUCUGUAAAUGAACGUUACUGGAAUGAAGCAAAACCUUGAGUGUAAAACAAACUAUAAAAUUAUAUAGAGAUAUUUAAAGAUGAUUUCUUUUUCUCAUGCUGUAAAAAUUGAUUUUAUCUGUUUCUUACUUGUGAAAUGUGUAAAUGUGACAGAAAUAAAGCAUUAACUGCUUUAA
Betta splendens (Siamese fighting fish) is the source of this 1997-nucleotide messenger RNA. It is a transcript of the gene atp6v0d1, whose product is annotated as ATPase H+ transporting V0 subunit d1. Gene Ontology annotation, biological process: proton transmembrane transport; vacuolar transport; vacuolar acidification. The record is from RefSeq and is a predicted model, not a curated record. The transcript has 8 exons. Lineage: Eukaryota; Metazoa; Chordata; Actinopteri; Anabantiformes; Osphronemidae. Gene Ontology annotation, molecular function: proton-transporting ATPase activity, rotational mechanism. The coding region runs from base 96 to 1148 and encodes 350 amino acids. Gene Ontology annotation, cellular component: proton-transporting V-type ATPase, V0 domain; early endosome; plasma membrane proton-transporting V-type ATPase complex.